ACAGAUCGACCUCAGUCCAACCUAGAAAAGACACUUCUGGCAUGGUGCAGAAAGUGUACUCACGGCUACCAGCGGGUUAACGUCACCAACUUCACGACCAGUUUCCGAGAUGGACUGGCCUUCAACGCCAUCUUCCAUUAUCACAAACCAGAUGCCUUCAACUACAUGCCACUACUCAGCCAAGACCACGUCUCCAACUUAAACCACGCCUUCAACUUUGCUGAACGGUAUUUCGGUAUAGAGGCCAUACUAGACGCCGAUGACAUUAGCGUAGACCAGCCAGAUAAGAAAUCCAUACUCAUCUACGUC
Molecule: messenger RNA, 309 nt
Organism: Helobdella robusta
Lineage: Eukaryota; Metazoa; Annelida; Clitellata; Rhynchobdellida; Glossiphoniidae
Exons: 4
Biological process (GO): synaptic signaling
Cellular component (GO): plasma membrane
Molecular function (GO): protein binding
Source: RefSeq, a predicted model, not a curated record